Molecule: messenger RNA, 884 nt
Organism: Vicia villosa (hairy vetch)
Lineage: Eukaryota; Viridiplantae; Streptophyta; Magnoliopsida; Fabales; Fabaceae
Product: transcription factor HY5-like
Exons: 4
Coding region: 190-654 (154 amino acids)
Biological process (GO): regulation of photomorphogenesis; positive regulation of transcription by RNA polymerase II; red or far-red light signaling pathway
Cellular component (GO): nucleus
Molecular function (GO): DNA-binding transcription factor activity, RNA polymerase II-specific
Source: RefSeq, a predicted model, not a curated record
GGCUACGAAAACCUAAGAAAAACACAGAACAAAAGUUUUGGCUCCGUGCACAUCAACGUGUUCAUUUCUGCACCAAAACUCUCAGGUCCCAUCACUCUUUUCAAAACCAAUGUUUUCACUUUUUAGUACAACAAAAUUUCAAAAACUCAAAACAAACCCCAAACACUGCAAAAAACACACAUCACUCACAUGAAGGAAACAACAACAGGAGCACCUUCUUCUUCAUCUUCUUCAUGGAAUAGGCUCCCUCCCAUGCCUCCACAAAGAUUUGAAGAUAGUGAUGAAGACUUAUUCGAAGUUCCAGAUGUAGAAGCUACACAAUGUCAAAGUGUUCAUUCUGAAGCAACAAAUCAAAACAAUCAAAACAAUGCAACAGAUCCUCAACUUCAAGCCGGAAAGCGUCGUCGUGGAAGAAACCCGGUCGAUAAAGAGUACAGACGACUCAAAAGGUUGCUAAGGAAUAGGGUCUCUGCCCAACAAGCUAGAGAAAGAAAGAAAGUGUAUGUGAAUGAGUUAGAAUCAAGAGCUAAAGAAAUGGAAGAUAAGAACUCCAAUUUAGAAGAACGUAUUUCAACAUUGAUGAAUGAGAACACCAUGCUCAGAAAGGUUCUUAUGAACACUAGACCCAAAGUUGAUGAGAGCAAUGAAGGUUAGAUACAAAUUGAAGGUUCUUUUAAAUUAGGACUUUGUUUGUGAGGCUGUAUUAUGUGUCUCACAUGGUGUACUACUAUUAAAUAUAUUGUAAUUUGUAACAUCUCUAAAAUGAUAUUUUAAAUUUUUACUUUUAAAUUGUAAUUCUUUAUAUUUAAAAAUGUGCAAUUGUUUAAUAGUAUUAUGUUGAAGUAAGAAUGUGGAAAAUGAUAAUUAUGAUAAAUUUAAAUGAA